Molecule: messenger RNA, 507 nt
Organism: Capsicum annuum
Lineage: Eukaryota; Viridiplantae; Streptophyta; Magnoliopsida; Solanales; Solanaceae
Exons: 1
Coding region: 1-507 (168 amino acids)
Source: RefSeq, a predicted model, not a curated record
AUGACAAGUGCAUGUGUCAAAAAGAAAAAGGAUCCAGGUGCUUUUAAAAUCUCAUGCACCAUUGGCAUCCUUACAUUUGCUAAGACAUUGUGUGAUCUUGGGGCAAGUGUGAAUCUCAUGCCUUAUGAUAUAUUUCACAAAAUUGGAUUGGAUACAACAAAGACCACCAAAAUGAAGUUGCUCAUGGCUGAUCGAUCCAUUAAAAAUCCUAUAAGGGUCCUCCACGAUGUUCUAGUAAAAGUUGACCGAUUUAUCUACCCGACUGACUUUGUUAUUUUAGAUUGUGAAAGGGAUUUUGAAAUCCCUAUUAUCUUUGGGAGGACAUUUUUAGCUACCGAGAAGGUGUUGGUGGAUAUAAAGUCCGAGGAGAUAAAGUUUAGAUUGAAUAAUGAAGUGGUAUCCUUCAACAUAUGCAAGACCAUGACACAACCAAUGGACCUACAAACAAUCUCAGUGAUCGAUAUUGUUGAUGGACAUGUGUCAAACCAUGUCGAUGUGGUCUUGUAG